GCUGGACAGUCUUGGUUCGUCGUGUGUCCUUAAGUUGAAGUGACCGGUGUGGCUCCAAGAUGCUCCGACCACUGCUCUGUGUGCUUCUGGGCUCCGCCGUCCUGCUCUGCAACGCCGCUCCUCUGCAGACUCACGGGGAGCCGAACACGAAGUGUCCUCUGAUGGUGAAGGUUCUGGACGCAGUGAAGGGGGCGCCAGCGGGCUCUGUGGCGCUCAAGGUUUCUCGGCAGGGAGCCGACGGAGAGUGGCAACAAGUAGCUAAUGGCGUAACAGACGUGACGGGAGAGGCCCACAACCUGAUCACAGACGAGGAGUUUCCGGCUGGUAUCUACCGCGUUGAGUUUGAUACCAAGGCUUUCUGGAAAUCCCAGGGGUCCACGCCAUUCCAUGAGGUGGCCGAUGUGGUGUUCCAGGCCCACGCUGAAGGUCAUCGUCACUACACCUUAGCCCUCCUACUUAGUCCCUACUCCUACACCACUACUGCAGUCGUUGUCAAUGCACAUUAGUGAUGUCUGCGCACAACAUGUUUACACAGUAUGAAUGUUGGGACAGACAGCCAAUGUUUAAGUUGCAAGCUGUUUGCACAUUUACUUUGCAGAGUGGAUAUCACAACAAAAUGUCCUUUUGACUUCCAUUUGAGAGUGAACUCACAGUGACCGAACAACUGACAUGACUUUCAAAUGCAGUGUCUUCUUUUUUAGCAAGAAUUGAUUUUGUCACAUUACUCUGCUGAGGUGGCCUUACACAAGCCAUCAGUGCAUGACUAGGUUGUAUUUGUUAGAUUUUCCACUUUUAUUUGAAAUGAUCUUGGAAACUGUAUUUCUUUUGAAUUUUGUUUUUUGUAAAGGACUGUACCAAAACUACCCAAGUAUUGACCAAAGGCCAUCAAAGGACUUAUUUAUUUGAUUGUGGAUCUUAAAUUGUUCUAUUAUAAUCUAUUAAACUGCAAAAACACAAAAACAUUGACCUCUCCCAAUACACACAAUGUGUUAAACUAUCACUUGUCGUAUAUAUAUAGUAUAUAUAUAUAUAUAUAUAUAUAUAUAUACACACACACACACACAAGACCCAGCCUGCCUGUUCAAAUAUGUAAUAAAGUUGGUAGACAGCUGCCUGACUUGCACCAUCACGGUCACUCACAAGGGUCUUCUACACUUAGAAGAGGAUUUGUAGGUAGCUCUUCCAUGUCACUGGAUUAGUCUCACGAUUGUGUAAUAAAAGAUUAGAGACACUUAUUCAAAUAUUGGUCUAUAGUGGAACGGUUUGUCUGCUUUAUUUUUGGACUUUGACUUCAGAAAGAAUUUGACAACUUGAAGUAAAUAAAUGGAAGUUAUAAUCAAGUGAGACUUUAUUACUUAUAGCAGUUAAAUAAAG
Molecule: messenger RNA, 1374 nt
Organism: Lampris incognitus (smalleye Pacific opah)
Lineage: Eukaryota; Metazoa; Chordata; Actinopteri; Lampriformes; Lampridae
Gene: ttr
Product: transthyretin (prealbumin, amyloidosis type I)
Exons: 4
Coding region: 60-506 (148 amino acids)
Biological process (GO): purine nucleobase metabolic process
Source: RefSeq, a predicted model, not a curated record